AUGAACACUGUAGUAACAAAAAGCUCGUACGCACACACCAGCGCUACUGACUGGAACUCACCCGGCGGUUACGUGAAUCCGUACUCCUAUCAUCCUUCGGAGAAUCUGCGUGGUCCAGAUCACCAAAACCCCGCUCAGUCUCAAUCCACAGGAGGCGUCAGUACUGACUAUUCAACCACAAGCAUUGACUACAUCGUCAGCAAACUUCCUUCGCCUGGUACCAAGCCUACCCUAGGUUGGACUGAUUAUCGGCCAAACGCAGACGAGGCUGGUCCUGCCAGCAUCGGUGACUCUGGAUCGGAUAAUGAGACCGCUGAAGCAGAUAAGAAAAGUGCUACCUCCAAGGUUCCCUCAAAGCGAGCCCGCACAGCCUAUACUCAACCUCAACUACUUGAGUUGGAAAAGGAAUUCUGGUACAACAAGUAUCUAUGCCGACCACGGAGAAUUGAGUUGGCGACGUCUUUAAAUCUAACAGAAAAGCAAGUGAAGGUAAAUCCAAUAACUUGA
Dibothriocephalus latus is the source of this 507-nucleotide messenger RNA. NCBI's taxonomy places the organism in Eukaryota, Metazoa, Platyhelminthes, Cestoda, Diphyllobothriidea, Diphyllobothriidae. The record is from the annotation of a GenBank genome assembly.